This is a messenger RNA of Notolabrus celidotus (New Zealand spotty), 3608 nucleotides long. RefSeq names its product transmembrane channel like 5 (gene tmc5). The record is from RefSeq and is a predicted model, not a curated record. NCBI's taxonomy places the organism in Eukaryota, Metazoa, Chordata, Actinopteri, Labriformes, Labridae. Gene Ontology annotation, cellular component: plasma membrane. The transcript is spliced from 22 exons. Gene Ontology annotation, molecular function: mechanosensitive monoatomic ion channel activity. Bases 382 to 3270 code for a protein of 962 amino acids.
AUCAACAAGUAAAGUAAGGUUUCUAAUGUGAACAACAUUAGAAACUACUUACUUGUGUUCCUCUUGUUGUGUUUACCCAACAUGAGACAAAACCAAAAGACAGACUCCGCUUGUAAAAAUGCAAACAACAGAGUUUCGAUACAGUUACGGUUACUCCUCUGCCUUACUCUGUGUGGUCUUGAAAAGACAGAAGCGAUUUUUUAGUGGGGGAUCCUACAGCAUUUUGUCAGGAUUUCUGUCACUAUCACAACACAUCAACCAGUGAAUUGCUGGAGGUGGACUAUACCAGCAUCAACACACUGAAGAGUGGCUGCAACAGGUUAAGCUACAGGAUCGUUGUUGUUUUCACGGAACAGUGAAAGCUUUAGUUUAAAGGAUCUGAUGACAAGUUACAGCAACGGGGGAAUCUACAACCCUGCCUACCAUGACAGCGAGACUCUGGAAAUUGAUAGAAGGUCUUCCACCAAAAACCGGCACACGAACCCCUAUGCCAGGCAAGCCCAUGGCUUGGGGAGUGAAAGGGCAGACACGCAUUACUCAUCGGCUGCACAGCCCGGCAGUGACAGAGCUGAAGACAGAGUACCCUGGGGGGGAUGGCAGGAGGGGAGCUGGAGGGGGAGGGAGAGCAUACCCAUGGGCCUCAUCUCAACGCGUCCUGGGAGUCCUUCAAGGCAGCAUGACCUCAAUCACAGUUCGUUCCAAAUCCUUCCCGACAACCGAAGAGAUCAAUCACCUGCAAUUCGACUUCCUUCUACAGCUUCAGGGAACAUGACAAUGAGAUGGAGGGGAGCAACGAUGAGAAGGAUGAGCAUGUUUCCCAGCGCUGAUCCUUCCCAUCAAGCUCUCACAGAGGAUGUCAUCAGGAAUGAGAUUGAGAAUGAGGAGCAGAACCUGGUGAAGGAACUUGUUGCUCAGUCAACACGGGACAGAAUUCGAGCCAUUCGAGACCUUCCAAUGAGCUUCGAGGAGAAAAAACACAUCAGGAGCCAAGUGUUGGCAUUUAAAUCUGCAGAACAAUCACGCCACUUCACAUGCUUUGCAGAGUGCUCUGAGAGAGUGUCCUUGUCUUUCCGUAGGUGUGGUUAUGGUAUCAAUUCGACCAGGCAGACCCUGGUGCUGUGGCAGGGGAUUAUGAAAGAGAUUGGCGGCAAAUUCGGCACCAGUGUCCUCUCCUAUUUCUUGUUCCUCAAGUGGCUCCUCUUUUUCAACAUUUUUUCCUUUCUUGUCAACUUUUGUUUUAUCACCAUCCCAAUGCUUGUGGAUGACCACUCACCAAAUGUCCCUCCAAAUGUGACCUUCAGAGGACUGGAGCUACUGACUGGAGCUGGCUUUUUCAACCACACAACCAUGUAUUAUGGAGGCUACAGCAAUGGAACCCUGGGGAGUCUUGUUGAUUACAACAUGCAGUUGGCAUACUUCUUCACUAUUGCAAUCUACAUGGUGCUGUGUGGAAUAGCACUUAUCUUUGGCAUGGCCAGCUCAUUUAAGAAAAACUAUAUUCUAGCAGACCCAGUUUCAAACAGUGCAUGGCAGCUUCUGUGCAGCUGGGAUUUCAGUAUCACCAAUGAGCGAGCAGUGAGACAGCGCAAGAACAAUCUGCGUGUCCAACUCAAGGAGUCUUUGUCAGAAAAGGCCCAGAUGGAACUGCUCACUCUCUCUGAGAAGCUAAAGCACUUUGGGGUUCAUCUUGGGUCCUGGGUCCUUUCCACCAGUUUGGCUGCUGGCUGUGCAACAAGCAUCUAUUAUCUCUGCGAAUAUGAACAGCAGAUGACUACGGAUGUGACCGACUGGUCUCUGUCUGAGGAGGCAAAGACUCUUCUGCUGCCCUUUGUUGUGUCACUGAUGAAUCUAGUGGUGCCGCUCUUCUACUCCCUCUUCAACAAGUUUGAGCACUACUCCAGCCAGCGCAAACAGAUCUAUGCUCUGGUAGUGAGAAACGUGUUCCUUAAGAUGUCCAUUUUGGGUGUCUUGUGUUAUCACUGGAUGCAUGUGGUGCCUGAAAAGUUUUCGUGCUGGGAGUCCAUAGUGGGACAGUCUUUGUACCGUCUGGUCAUUUUUGAUUUCCUUUUUCUUUUGUUGGGAUCCUUCUUUGGGGAGUUUCUUAGCAAUGUGAUUGGGACCAGAUUAAUAACUCGUCUUGGGGUUCCAGAGUUUGACGUAGCACGAAAUGUCCUCGAGCUUAUCUACGCACAGACUCUGGCCUGGAUUGGGAUCUACUUUGCUCCUCUGCUGCCAGUCAUCCAGAUUCUGAAAUUUUUCAUCUUGUUUUACGUAAAGAAGGAAAGCCUGAUACAGAACUGCCAGCCUCCACGGCGGUCAGGAAGAGCAGCUCAGAUGCAAACUAUCUUCAUCAGCCUCCUCUUCUUCCCUUGUUUUGUGGGAGCCUUGUCCAUGGUUGCAUACACUGCUUGGAGCCUCAGUCCCUCAGAGACGUGCGGUCCUUUUCGAGGUCUCAACAACACCUUCAGUGUGGUUGGAGAGUGGAUGGAUUAUCUCGAGGUAAUCCAAGAUUAUGAAUGGGCCAUCUGGAUCUAUGAAAAAAUCAUCAGAAGUGAAGUCUUCUACUUUAUCGUCACAAUUUUCAUCAUGGUCAACAUGUACAUCUUUUGGCAAAUCACUCAAGGCCGCAAGCAGCUUAUUGUUCGACUGAGACAACAGAUUGUGAAUGAAGGGAAAGACAAAUCUUUCUUGUUAGAGAAGCUCCAGAAUCUGCAGAAAUGUCAGCCUAAUAAAAAAUCAAAGCAGAAGAAUCAGAAAAAGCACGCCAACCGGAAUCCUGAUGGCAGCUCAUCAGGUGGUCAGUCCAGCUCUAACGCCAUGGUUCAAGCUUUACUCGCUCGGCAGCGGCUUGAAGAGGAGGAAGAGAGACACAGUGCUGGUGGAGUGUCUGUUCCAUCUGACAUCUCCUCCAGUAGUCUGGUUCAGGGCAUGUUGGCUCGUCAGAGAGCAGAGGCUUCAGAGAGGGGAGAAUACUACAGCACAACAGGUUUCACUGAAAACCCCUUAAACACAUCCACCGCUGUUACACAGGCGAUGCAAGCCAGACAAAGAGCAGGCGAGUACGGAACAGAGGAGGUAGACGGCCUGUCGUCUUCUGUGUCGAGUGUGAUGAUGCAGGUCAUGCAGGCCAGGCAAAGAGCAGAGGAAGAGGACAGAUCUCAGUGGGCCCCUGCUCCUCAGCAAAACACAGCUCCUGCAGGAUCCAGCGCUCUCAUACAGGCCAUGCUGGCACGGCAACAAGCCCAGAACGAGUACGAUGAUGGUUACUGAGCAAAGAGUCAGACAUAGGAACUUUGUCACUCAAACAUGAUUUAGAAUCACUGAAAUUCCAUAAAUCAAGAGACUCAGACCAGCUGUACAUAAAAGUGUUGAGCUUCUGUAGCAGGACUAGGAGAGAGAGUGCGGGUCCACCUUUCUCCUUUUUCAUACAUAUAUUUUAAUAGUAUAUUUCUAUGACAGAGUAUAAGCGUUGUAACAUAAAUUAAAAUAGUGCAUAAGAAGCUGCAGGCCCUACAGUGCCAUUUCAAAUGUAAGAAGGUUGUUAAUUCUGUAUUCUCUGUGAAAUGUGAAUGAACACCAAAUACAAAUAAAGGAAAUAUAUAAGCAUA